This is a messenger RNA of Syngnathus typhle (broad-nosed pipefish), 6989 nucleotides long. It is a transcript of the gene plch1, whose product is annotated as phospholipase C, eta 1. The record is from RefSeq and is a predicted model, not a curated record. NCBI's taxonomy places the organism in Eukaryota, Metazoa, Chordata, Actinopteri, Syngnathiformes, Syngnathidae. The transcript is spliced from 24 exons. Bases 172 to 5673 code for a protein of 1833 amino acids. Gene Ontology annotation, biological process: lipid metabolic process; phosphatidylinositol-mediated signaling. Gene Ontology annotation, molecular function: phosphatidylinositol-4,5-bisphosphate phospholipase C activity; calcium ion binding.
AAAGUCUGUUGGAAUAAGCUUCACAUGCGACGGCAUCCACAGACUUUUUGUUUGACAGUUGAGAUCUACUCACCAUGGAUGGAUAACCUGAGGAUGGAGUGCUCUGCUGAGGGUGCCAGGACUUUGUGAGGGAAGCUGUCAAGAGCUGAACAAGUGGUUCCACGUGUCAUCAUGAGCGCCUGGGUGGUGAACAGAAAAGGGGAGCCGCAGUACUGCCGCCAUUUUCUGACCAAUAACAGCGUCUCGCAAGUGGAGCGAUGCAUGAGUGUGAUGCAGUCCGGGACACAGAUGGUGAAGCUGAAGGCGGCAUCCAAAGGGCUUGUGAGGCUCUUUUACCUGGAUGAGCAUCGCUCCUGCAUCCGCUGGAAGCCGUCACGCAAGAGCGAGAAAGCCAAAAUCACCAUCGACUCGCUGUACAAAGUGACAGAGGGCGUUCAGUCGGACAUCUUUCACCGGCAUCCCGAGGGCAGCUUGGACCCGGCGUGCUGCUUCACCGUCUACCAUGGCAACCACAUGGAGUCACUGGACCUGGUCACGUCCAACCCGGACGAAGCUCGGACUUGGGUCACGGGCCUCCGUUACCUGAUGGCCGGCAUCAGUGACGAGGACUCUCUCGCCAAACGGCAGCGCACCCACGACCAGUGGAUGAAGCAGACGUUUGAGGAAGCCGACAAGAACGGUGACGGCCUGCUGAACAUCGACGAGAUCUACCAACUCCUCCACAAGCUCAACGUCAAUCUCCCGAGGAGGAAAGUCAAGCAAAUGUUCCAGGAAGCAGACACAGACGAUCAGCAGGGUACGCUUACGUACGACGAGUUUGCCGUUUUCUACAGGAUGAUGUCCAUGCGACGGGACCUCUUCCUGCUCAUGAUGGCCUACAGCGACAGGAAGGACCACCUGACGGCCGACGAGCUGGCCAACAUGUUGCGCUCUGAGCAGAAGAUGGUAAACGUGACUCCGGAGUACGUGGCAGAAAUUAUUGACAAGUUUGAAAUAUCAGAUGAGAACAAACAAAACAGUGUCAUGGGGAUUGAAGGUUUCACGAGCUUCAUGCGCAGUCCGACGUGCGACAUUUUCAACCCGCUGCACAACGAGGUGAACCAGGACAUGGACCAGCCUCUGUGCAACUAUUUCAUCGCCUCCUCUCACAACACGUAUCUGACCGGGGACCAGUUGCUGUCGCAUUCCAAGACCGACAUGUACGCCUGGGUUCUCCAAUCCGGCUGUCGCUGCGUGGAAGUGGACUGUUGGGACGGUCCAGAUGGUGAGCCGAUGGUCCAGCACGGCUACACGCUGACUUCCAAGAUCACCUUCAAGUCCGUCAUCGAAACCAUCAACAAAUACGCCUUCGUCAAUAACCAGUACCCGGUGCUUUUGUCCAUUGAGAACCACUGCAGCAUCCAGCAGCAGAAGAAGAUCGCUCAGUAUUUGAGGGAAGUGUUUGGUGACAAGCUGGACGUCGGGCAUGUGCUCACUAGAGAGUCCAAGACGUUACCUAGCCCUCAGAGUCUGCAAGGCAAGAUUCUUAUUAAAGGCAAGCGCCUGCCCGCAUAUCUGUCCGCCGACGCCGAGGAAGGCGAGGUGUCCGAUGACGACAGCGCCGACGAAAUUGAGGAUGACUUCAAGCUAAAGAACAGCAACGGGAACGGUCAGCAUCAUCAAGUGGAGUCUCACAUCAGGAAGAAGCUGGACUCCCUCCUGAAGGAGUCUCGUAUCGGCGACAAGGAAGACACCGACAGCUUCAGUAUCGGAGCUCUGCUGAGGGCCACGCACCAGGGCCUUCAGAAGAACCUCCGUCAGAGCUCCAGAGGGGUUCUGAAAAAAUCUCAAAGCCGAUCCUUCAUCACCACACUCAAACAGAAGAGGCACUCCAAAUCACGGCUGACGUGUCAAAGUGGGGAGAAGGAGGAGGACGAGCAGGAGACGUCCACAAGGGACAAUGGAGGACAGUUUAACAGGGGAGGACGGAAGAGGAAGACCAUGAAGCUGAGUCGGGAUCUAUCCAACUUGGUGGUGUUCACCAACUCUGUGGCCUCGCACGAGUGUCUCAAUGAAGGUACGCCCGGUGACGUCCUGUCAUUCAGCGAGACCAGAGCCCAAUCGCUGGUCAAUCACCGAGCCGAGCACUUCCUGGCUUUCAAUCAGAGGCAGCUGUCGCGGAUCUAUCCCUCGGCUUACCGCAUCGACUCGUCCAAUUUUAAUCCCCAGUUCUACUGGAACGUCGGCUGUCAACUGGUGGCGCUUAACUACCAGACGGAAGGCCGAAUGAUGCAGCUCAACAGGUCAAAGUUCAUGGUCAACGGAGGUAGCGGCUACGUCCUGAAGCCGCCGCCCAUGUGCAAAGGCACUUUCAACCCAUUCAACGAUGACCCACUUCCGGCAUGCCCCAAGAAGCAGCUCGUUCUUAAGGUCAUUAGCGGACAGCAUUUGCCCAAACCGCCGGAUUCCAUGCUAGGGGACCGAGGAGAGAUCAUUGAUCCAUUUGUGGAAGUGGAGAUUAUCGGUCUGCCCAUCGACUGCUGCAAGGAGCAAACACGCGUUGUUGAUGACAAUGGUUUCAACCCUGUGUGGGAGGAGACGCUGUCCUUCACGCUGCACAUGGCCGAGGUGGCCUUGGUGCGCUUCCUGGUGUGGGAUCACGACCCAAUCGGUCGAGACUUCAUCGGCCAGCGGACGGUUGCCUUCAGCAGCCUCAUGCCCGGUUACAGACACGUCUACCUAGAGGGCCUGACCGAGGCGUCCAUCUUUGUGCAUGUGUCGGUGCACGACGUCUACGGCAAAUGGAGUCCUCUAGUCCUGAAUCCAAGCUUUACCAUAAUGCACUUUCUAGGAUCCAGCAAGGGAAAUCAACUUCGAGGCAUCCGCGGUUUGUUCCACCGUUCUUCCAAGUCCUCGGUGGAUACGACCUCGGCAGGUCUUCGGAAGCGCUCCAUCAGCGACCACCUGCUUCGUCGCACGGCCAGCGCCCCCGCCAAGGGGCGCAAGAAAACCAAGAUGUCGCUUUCCGAGUCGACGGCCUGCAUGUCUGAGCAAAAGAACGGCGUCGAGGCACUCGCGGAGGAACCGGGGCCGGAAAAGAAGCCCCAGGCCCGGCCCCUCCUCACCCACAGACCCAUUUCUAUGCCCUUAGACAGGCUUCUGCAGGGACAGCUAACUCUGUGCUCCGCAGACAAAGAGCAUGACGGUGCAAACGCCGUCAUUGGAACUUAUUCCUUUGACAGAGCCAGGUCUUCCUCUGUGGAUCUUCUCAUGAAAUCAUCCACUUCCAUCCAAUCCCCCUCAAAGAUGAAGAACAAAAAUCCCAAUAAACCACGGGAGGCCUCUUACCUGGUUGUCGGUGACGAUAACAUUCGAAAUGAGGACGACUAUGUCAAUUACCAAGCAAGUAAUAAUCGAGUCAACCAAUCGAAGAUUCACUCAGCACCUUCCACCAACAAACAGUGUCGAUCAGAUAAACUAGAAACUUCUUCAAUCAGCACGGCGUUCACUGUUGCACCUUCAGUGUCCUCUUCCUCCGCCCCUUCUUCCGUCACCCCGCUUCCCUCUAUCAACAUGGACCAUGAUCUGAAAAGUUCUAGCUCUCUCCAUGACAGCACCAUCUCCAGACUCAUUGAUGCUAUGUCCUUAGGCAACGAGCAAGACUCACGAGGCUCCAUAUCAGCUUUGAUUGGUCAAUUCGAAAGCACUGCGGACCAAAACGAGAACCAAAGAACUUCCCAAAUCUGCACUCUAAGAACGACCCUUUCCCCGUCCACCGUUCACCUGGCAGACUCAACCGGACCUGCUCUUUUCUCCAGUCCAGAAACCGCUGAACUUGAAGAGGUCUAUACCAUUCUCGAUGAGGAGAUGCUAUCAUCGCCCCCUUUAUCGGCGUACAACCAGAAAAAUCAGUCAGUCCACGAUCAGGCAAAUACUCUGAACGGCCUAUCGUCAAGCAGCUUGGCUUCUUCUCCAGUAAAAGGGGCUCAAGGUUUAGGGAACCAGCGCAACAAGUGUUGGGGCGAAAGGAAUGGAGAUUCAGAGGAGGUAGAAGAAAGUGUGUAUGAGGAAGUGUUUGACCCACCAGCACCGAUAACAGAACAACAGAGGAGUUCUACUCAACGAUACAUGCGUCCACCUUUGAUCAAUUCUUUUCAGCUGUCCCAUGACCAUGUCAGCAAUGGGUUUGCAGAGGUAGAGGUAAAUGUCGAUGAGGAUCCAAAGGAGGUGAGCGUAACCUCACCGAGACGAGUAUGGGAAUCCCUCGGUAGUCCCUCAAAACAGAGUGCUAUUUACCAAAACGAGUCCACUCCAAAAUACUCCCAACAAAGACUUCCUCUGCCAUUUUGUGAGCCUCGGCAAUACCCAACGUUUUCAACACCACGUCCUUCCUCGUACAGUAAACCUUUGUAUCAACUACCGCAUCAACAAUCCGGUGUUCAGUUUUCUCCGAUGCGUAGACCCGUAGACUCUAAAUUUUCCAAACCACGACCGCUAAGCCACAACGGCUACCCGAGUCCUCAAAGCAAUCCUUUUCAUUAUAGUCGAGAGUUUACACAACAGAGAAGCUUCAACAACAGCCCGGUCCCAAACGGUUUUCUCCAAGGCAGCCAGAUCCCCAGCAAUUUUCACAAGGGAAGACAAGGAUAUCAAGUCAGGGAGCAGGAAAGAUGCUUGCAAAAUGGAUUCUCCUCUUCGGAAAAUCUUCACUCUGUGCCGUCAGGAAUUAGCUUCAGUGAUCGAGGCCUUUACUCAAUGCCUUCUGAUUUUGAUACGGUGUACAGUCACACGGACUCUGGUGACUUGUCAGAGUCCGCACCCCCUUCAGUCUCGCAACUAAGUGAAAUCCAAGCGUCCACUCCAAAGCUUUCUUGCAAUCAAAAGGUAACCAUGUCCCAGGUACAUUCCGACAACAAAGCUCCAAAGAUUUCAACUCCACGCUCUUUAUUGACCGGUCCCCGGUCGAUUAGCGUGGAUUCCACGGUCAGCACUCCGUGUAAGUCCAAAUCUCUUGGGGAUCUGACAUCUGAGGACAUAUCAUGUAAUUUUCAGAGCAAAUACCACAUCAUAAGUCGCAGUUUCAUCACGCCACACAUGAGGAGACAAAAGAGAAUGGGAACCAUGGGGGGUGGUACUUUCCAGUCACAGUCUUGUGACCCGCUGACAGAACAGUUGCGCAAACUGGUCAAUCUUGAGAUUGAAGUUAGUGAAAGAGACAUGUGUCAGUCUCCUCGGCGCGAUGACGAAUUAGAACCCUCGCCGGCAACGAGCACAGACCCCUCUACUUCCCGAGAUAUUGACGACUCCCCUCCACCACUCACGCGUCGCUUAUCGUCCCGUAGCCAAAGCCGAGUGCGCCACAUCAACAGCCGCGCUCGCGAAAGACAGCAGGAGGCACUGACGCCACGGUCAAGGGGAAUGGUCAACGGCACCGCCGCUGUAGGCGGGGUUGUUUUGCGGAAUAAACCAGCCUCACAGAAUUCACCCGUGAACAGACACUCCACUGGCUCUUACAUCGCAGGUUAUUUAGGCCAGCUGGAGGACAGAGGACUUCCCGAGGGCGCUUGUACAGCGUCACGUUACGGAAAUGGCGAUCAACAUUCAGAUCGCUACUGUACCGAUGACUCACUUCCUCCUUCAGACUCCUCCCACUUCUCAUCAGAGCCAGAAGUCUACUUCCUGCUUAGACUUUAGCUUUGACCUAACAUUUUUUUUUGUAAUCCGCAAUACGGAAGCUUUUCCCUGAAGCUGGACAUGGUCUGUACCAUUUUACUAGUGUUUUGUUUACAUUCUAAUUCUGUACGAGCUAAUCACCUGUGACUGAAAAAGACACCGGUAACCAGUGAUGUACUACAGCUAGACCUGGGCCGUGUGCGCGGUUGCUGUUCCACUCAAGUUCCAUAGGUGUCAAGAGUACAAUGACAGAAAAGGGCUCAGAGUUUGGGGAAGCUAGUCAUAACUUCAAAUGUGUGAGAACACCGUCGCAGCUGACAGGGUUUAUAAUUUGAACGUUGUGUUUACCCCGCAAGAAAACACGGAAAAUCAAUUUGAUAUUAGCUUUCAUAUUAAUUGGUUUUACAAAAAUCUCGUCCGAAUAGUCUGGUCAAGAAACAAAAGUUAAGCAAUAUACCUGUCCUAUACGUAAAAUAAUGUUAGCUUGUUAACCAAAAUGCUAACAUCAUGCUACAACUACAUCUUGAUUUGUUUCGCAUGAUUUAUUUGUAUGUUGGACAUCACCUUCAAAGGCUGAAGUCAACUUGCACACUAUUUUCAGAUUCAAAAUGACGCCAUACAAACUGCAUUGUUACAGCAUGAAAUUCACGUAUGAAAUGUUAACGGUUUUGCUCGUCAAAAGUUGUUCAGUCUGGCGGUGUGUUGUCGAUAUUCUACUUUAUGUCCAAAUAAGACAGACGUGUUAUCGUUGUCCCAGUGUUGUCAAAAUCGAGACACCGACGCUCGAAAAAAGAUUCGACUGUGAAGCAAAGUGUUAAUUUGUCGUGAAGGUCACCACCAUGGAAGUCUUCCUUCUCGUUCACGUGUAAAUAAUUCCGCUGUUGUCUUUAAUCUUUGAAUGGUCUUUGAAUUCUGACUGUACGUUUAUGCAUGUUACCUACACGUGAACAUGUCGCGCAUGACUAUGCACCCGUUUACACGAAAAAAAAAUUGUUGCAGCGCUCGACAACUUUUGCACAGGAUGGACGAAUAGUCCCACCGGGGAGGACGAAGACUCACAACUGGGUUACAAUCUAGCGUAUCAACUUCUCUGCUUUUGGGCUCGUUGCCUUCUAUGGUCUGCAAACAAAAAAAGAUUUGGAACUUUUAUUUUUUUAAUUGCUUUGAUACAGAAUAACAAACUCUUGACAAUUCUGGUGAUUUUUAUUUUGUACAACUUGUAACGGAAUGCAAAUAAGUGUACAGCACUGAGGUCAAAGAAGUGAACGGAGCGAUGUUGUAACUAUUAUUUUUUAUUGUUCCGGUGUGAAAAUGGUCUUUUUCUUUGUAUUGUUGCU